AUGGCUUCCAUCAACGAGAAGACCGCCUUCACUGUCGCUCAUGAAGAGCAGGAGCAGCUCCCUGUUCCCGUCAUGGCUGGUGGCACCGGCCAUGCCGCCACCAGCAAGUCUGGCAUGAUCGUCUGGGGUCUCAAGGCCCUUCUCACUGUCUGCUGCCUCGGUCUGGGCAUCACUCUCCUCUGCCAGCUGGCUGCUUCUGAGGCGUCUUUCGCCGACCUGGCCAACAAGUUCUACUCCCUUGAGAAGAUGGUUGACCCUAACGGCACUCUCACUCACACCAACCUUGCGCGCGAUCUCGGUCUCGCUGCCGAUGGCACCUCGUCUACUUCGUGCCUCUCUGAGAUCACUCUGACUCCUGGCUUCACCACUCAGACUGCGCUCCCUGUUCAGGGAACUCAGGAUGCUGUCUUGACCUCCUAUGAGACUAUCUACACCCAGACCACUGUCACUCUGACCUCUGCCAUUGGUGAUGCUACUCCUGCUAUCGACGGCUACACCAGCACCACUACAAUCACCGAGCCGUCCUCCACCAUGACUGUCACCAUUGCCUCGGCCGAGUCUGGUGCCGACUGCUCUGCUGGUGUUCCCUCGACUGUCACCAUCUAUGUGACUGGAACUCCCGAGUUGGCCACCCCGUACGAGACCACCUCCACCGCAACUGGUCUCCCUGAUAGCAUCUCGCAUGUUCUUACCACUGUCUACACCACCCUGACCUCCACCAUGGGCGACGCCGAGACCGUCAUCACCUCUCAGAUCGUCCAGACUGAGACCGAGAUCGUCACCAUUGGCCUGUACUCUUCUUCCUCUUCAUCCUCCUCGGACUUCUACGAGACCUGGUCCGUCGAUGGCGCCAGCGCCAGCGCAGAGCUGUCUUCUUCCGCCCUGACCACCACGACCACGACCGCCCCCGUCGUCGCGCCGUUCCUCACCACCACCAUCAACGGCUCGACCUACGCCAACAUCACCAGCGGCGGCGGCAGCGGCUACCUGUCGCUCGUGACCGCGACCUACACCUCCACCGUCCUGGGCAGCCACAACGCGAGCUUCGUGCCCGCCACGGCCACCCUCGCCCCCUUUUCCGGCGGCGAGAAGCUCGCCUGCCCCCUCGGCAAGUUCAUGACUGGCGGCCUUGGCGGCAUCGUCGUCGUCGCCGUUCUCAUGACCGCUUUCGCCUAA
Molecule: messenger RNA, 1176 nt
Organism: Thyridium curvatum
Lineage: Eukaryota; Fungi; Ascomycota; Sordariomycetes; Thyridiales; Thyridiaceae
Exons: 3
Coding region: 1-1176 (391 amino acids)
Source: RefSeq, a predicted model, not a curated record